UGUACUGGCAUAUCUUUUUAGUUUCUUCUUCGGUUCGGCAACUCCUGUUUGCAUUUGAGUCAGAAUUUGAUCAUUUAGUUGUUGAUAAAUAUUGAUAUUUUCAGUUCUGUAAAUUAGGGUCGCAAAUGUCUCCACAUGGAGCGCCUACUGAAGGAGAGGAAUGAGGAACAGGAGAGGGAGCAGUAGUUGAAGAAGGUGGUGGAGGAGGAGAUUCAGGAGUGGCUGCAGAUGAAGAGCCCUCUUCUUCACCCAGUUAUUAACACAACCCCAGAGAGGAACCGUGCAGUUUGUGUGCUUUCUAAUGCGUACAGUAUCUGGGCACCUAAAGGCGGGAGUCAUUUUUGUGUUGUUGUUUGCCAUCUCCAGGAGAAACAGCUGAAAGAGAGCAAGGAGCAGAAGGAGAUGCAGAGGGAGAUUGAAAAGAAAGCAGAGGAGAAGUACAGAGAGUGGUGACUGAGGAAGGACCUGGAGAAAAUACAGAGAAUGAGGAGGCAGCCAGUAGAGGGAGCGCAGACAGAGAGCAGAGGGGAAGUUUAAGAAAUGGCUUUGUGCUCAGGACAAGAGUCGACCCAGUCCCAAGGCACCCGGCUGCCCACGAGGAGCAGCUAUAGUGAUUCCCUCUGCUGAAGGAUGUGUACCUACAAUAGUGAGCCUUACCCUGGACCUUGCCUAGAAAACUACAAUUCCCAAGAUGCAGCGGUGCAGGUGGCCAGGCAUCUGAAAUUUGCACCUGCCAGGAAUGGUAGGGGGGUACCUUAGUAGUCUGUGAACCAAUGAGAGUGGGGAGAACAACAGAGUGGAGAGGCAUAAGUACACUAACUUCACAGGGAAGCAGUUGGAUGAAUGAGCACAAAGAAUUCCUCUGUGCCGGAGCAGGACAACUCCUUUGACUUCCUCUUUAAGAUUGUCCUGGUGGGAGACUCAGACGUGGGGAAGACCUGUGUGGUCCAGAGAUUUAAGUCUGGUGUCUUCAUGGAGAAACAGCAGAACACUAUCGGGGUAGAUUUCACCGUCAGAACCAUGCUCAUCAAUGGCAGGAAUGUCAAGCUGCAGGUGUGGGACACAGCUGGACAGGAACGUUUCCGCUCAAUCACCCAGAGUUAUUACCGCAGCGCACACGGCGCCAUAGUGGCCUACGAUAUCACACGCCGGCCAACCUUUGACUCUUUGACACACUGGAUCCAGGAAGUGGAACAAGACGGGGCUGCAAGAAUUGUGCUCAUCAUCAUUGGGAACAAGUCAGACCGGCAGGCGGAGAGACAGGUGCUGUUUGAGGAUGCCUGUACCCUGGCUGAGGGGCGGGGUGCGCUGGCCGCCCUGGAGACCUCUGCGAAGGAGGCCCAGAAUGUGGAGGCAGCCUUCAUGCUCAUGGCCCGGGAGCUGAUGGUGAGGAACGGCCUCGCGCUCACAGACCAACACUCAAAGGCCUCCCCACACUUCUUCCCAAACUCCCAUCCAAUCCAUGGCGCCGAUCCUACAAACAGGGAGUCAUGUUGUUGAGAGAAUUGACAGGAAGCGUGGGAGAGGGUUUGUGGUGCUGAUAACUUGGAAUCAACAUCGCCUACAGUCCCUUGAAACUUGCCCUUGUAGAUGUAAAGCCACAAAGCCCACUCGUUUUUCACUUACUUCUACAGGUGCUGUCAAGAAGUAUGCUUCGGGAUAGGGGAUGAGUGUACUAUAUUGUGUGGAUGUGAUAUGAGUACUCUACUGAUAAUGGCGACUAUCACUGCCACUGAGUUUUCCAGUAGUUUAAACAUGGCUGCCAGUAGUCAAACACUUGUUACCAGUACUUAAUGUUAAGUAUCUCUUGCCACCUGUGGUUUAUUGUAUAUGGGGGUUGGGGGGGGAAAUGAUGUAUUCACCUUCUGUUGGAUAUGUAACAAUUAUUUACAUAAACAGUGAGAUUUUUAUCCUGCUAA
Messenger RNA from Oncorhynchus gorbuscha (pink salmon), 1919 nucleotides. RefSeq names its product ras-related protein Rab-19-like. The coding region runs from base 844 to 1500 and encodes 218 amino acids. The record is from RefSeq and is a predicted model, not a curated record. Gene Ontology annotation, molecular function: GTP binding; GTPase activity. The transcript is spliced from 7 exons. Lineage: Eukaryota; Metazoa; Chordata; Actinopteri; Salmoniformes; Salmonidae. Gene Ontology annotation, cellular component: trans-Golgi network.